ACGCAGUCUCAGUUAAAUUCUUCUGCACAGCUUAACUGCUCUUUGUGUGAAUUACCAGCUACAAAGUAGCUCUUUGUGAGAGACAUUGAUUAUGCAAAGGAUGGAGCACGGAGACAGAGGGAUGGGUGUCUCACAGCUACGCUAUGAGGACCAGGAAGAAGAUCAUCAGUCCAUCUACAUUGGCGUACCAGUUCCUCGAGGAUAUCGGCGCAAGCGGAGGCGAAGGCGUUCUAGUCAUGACAACAGCAAUACGGACAGAGACAGACGCUACAGCCAUCACAGACACCACGAGCCUGACCACUACAGAGACGUAGACGUGGAGGAAGGACUCAUGGAUUUGCAUGACCAGAGUCUCCAAGACAUAAACCGCACAAUGUCGCCAGCAGCUGAGCGGCUUCGCUACAUCCUGACUGAGGAUGAUGACAUGCCUACGCCCACACUCUUCACCGAAAUGGACACUCUACAGCGUGAAGGGGAUGAACUGGAGUGGAAGGAGUCUGCAAGGUGGGUGAAGUUUGAGGAGAAAGUAGAGGAGGGAGGUGAGAGGUGGAGCAAACCGCACGUGUCCACGUUGUCCUUGCACAGUCUGUUUGAGCUCAGGACGUGUCUUCAGACAGGAACAAUUCUUUUGGACCUGGACGGCUAUUCUUUGCCUCAAAUAGUUGAUGACAUAAUUGAGAGACAGAUAGAGGAAGGCAUGAUCCUGCCUGAGCUGCGAGAGAAGAUCAGUUUUGUUCUGCUGAGGAAACAUCGACACCAGACCAAGAAACCAAUCCAUCGCUCUCUAGCUGACAUUGGAAAGUCUAGUUCAACCACCUCUCGCCCAGUGGGGCCAAGAGGGGCACCUGGCCCGGUGCCGGUGGGCAACUAUAAUCGAUCCACAGAGGACCUCCAAAUGAAGCAGCAGUCUGGAACCUAUGGCCGCCUACGUCACGCUCAGAGUAGGAGUAUGAAUGACAUUGCAGAUACUCCCAGCACAGACCAGUUGAAAAACAAAUUCAUGAAGAAGAUCCCCAGGGAUGCAGAAGCCUCCAACGUGUUGGUGGGAGAAGUGGAUUUCCUCAACAAACCCUUUGUUGCCUUUGUUCGCCUGUCCCAAGCUACAACACUAGGAGGUCUGACUGAGGUGCCUGUGCCUACCAGAUUCCUGUUCAUUCUCUUGGGACCACAGGGAAAGGCCAAGUCAUAUAAUGAGAUAGGCCGAGCCAUAGCAACGCUGAUGGUCGAUGAUCUCUUCAGCGAUGUAGCUUACAAAGCCAGAGAUCGUGAGGACCUCAUUGCAGGCAUAGAUGAGUUUUUGGAUGAGGUGAUUGUGCUCCCACCCGGGGAAUGGGAUCCCAAAAUCCGUAUUGAGCCACCCAAGAAAGUUCCCUCGGCAGACAAAAGGAAGUCAGUGUUCUCCUUAAAUGAGUUGAGGCAGAUGAAUGGUACAGCAGGUGGAGGAGGAGGCCUGGUUGAGGAUGAAAUGCCAGCACAACAUGAACUGGGAGAGGAACUGGCCUUCACUGGACGCUUCUGUGGUGGAUUGUACCUGGACAUAAAGCGUAAAUUGCCAUGGCUGCCCAGUGAUUUCUACGAGGGUUUCCACAUUCAGUCCAUCUCUGCUGUGCUCUUCAUCUACUUGGGCUGCAUCACCAAUGCAAUUACCUUUGGUGGCCUUCUGGGAGAUGCCACAGACAAUUACCAGGGUGUAAUGGAAAGUUUCCUUGGUACAGCUCUGGCGGGCACUGUGUUCUGUCUGCUCGGGGGUCAGCCUCUCAUCAUUCUCAGCUCAACUGGACCCAUCCUCAUCUUUGAAAAGCUCCUGUUUGAAUUCAGCAAGAAUAACAACAUUGAUUACAUGGAGCUCCGCCUGUGGAUAGGUAUCCACUCGUGCUUGCAGUGUUUCAUCCUGGUGGCAACUGACGCCAGUUACAUUAUCAAGUACAUGACACGUUUCACUGAAGAGGGCUUCUCCAGUCUCAUUUCCUUCAUCUUCAUCUCUGAUGCGAUCAAGAAGAUGGUGGGCUCCUUCAAAUACUACCCUAUCAACACCAACUUCAAGCCGGACUACGUCACUGCUUACAAGUGCGAGUGCUUGGCCCCAGACCUGAUGGCUGCAAUGAUCUUCAAUGGUUUAGUUCCAAUGCCAGAUAACAGCUCUAGUGUCUCUGGGUUGAAUGUGACAGCUCUGGACUGGAGCCAGCUGAGUAAGAAGGAGUGUUUGAAGUACGGGGGCUCUUUGGUGGGGAAUUCCUGCAAGUAUGUCCCAGAUCUGGCACUUAUGUCCUUCAUCCUCUUCUUUGGAACAUACUCCAUGACGGUCACCCUGAAGAAGUUCAAGUUCAGUCGUUACUUUCCCACCAAGCUGAGGAAACUUAUCAGUGACUUUUCUAUCUUUAUGUCAAUCAUGACGUUUGUGGGCCUUGACAUGCUGAUGGGCCUCAAAACCCCCAAGUUAAUUGUACCAACAGAAUUCAAGCCUACUCGGCCAGAUCGUGGCUGGCUGGUUUUGCCGUUUGAAAAGAACCCCUGGUGGGUUUAUCUGGGCAGUUUUGUCCCUGCCCUCCUUGUCACCAUCCUCAUCUUCAUGGACCAGCAAAUCAGUGCUGUCAUUGUCAACCGCAAGGAAAACAAGCUGAAGAAAGGUUGCGGCUAUCAUUUGGAUCUAUUCUGGGUGGGUGUCCUGAUGGCCACUUGUUCCUUCUUGGGUCUGCCCUGGUAUGUAGCUGCCACCGUCAUCUCCAUCGCACACAUAGACUCUCUGAAGAUGGAAAGCGAAUCCAGUGCGCCCGGAGAGCAGCCACAGUUCCUCGGAGUCAGAGAACAACGAGUGACUGGCAUUCUAGUGUUUGUUCUCACUGGGGUCUCCAUCUUCCUUGCUCCAGUACUGAAGUUCAUCCCCAUGCCUGUGCUGUACGGUGUCUUCCUCUACAUGGGAGUAGCUUCCCUCAGCGGAAUUCAGUUCUGGGACAGGAUUAAAUUAUACAUGAUGCCAUCCAAGCAUCAACCUGACCUCUCCUACCUGCGCCAUGUUCCUCUGAGAAGGGUGCACCUGUUCACCUUGAUCCAGAUCAUAUGCCUGGCUGUACUCUGGAUACUCAAAUCUACAUUUUUAGCUAUCAUCUUUCCAGUUAUGAUCCUGGGUCUGAUGGUCAUCCGCAAAAUGCUGGACUUGGUCUUCUCCCAGCAUGACCUGGCUUGGGUGGAUGACCUUCUGCCAGAGAAAGAGAAGAAGAAAGAAGAUGACAAGAAGGGGGGAAAAGACAAGAAAAGGCCCAAAUUGGAAGCCAGUGAAGAGGCGGAUAAGUACAGCCCUUACUCCAACCAUUCACCAAGUUCAGAUUCAGAUUUGGAUCGCAGCAUUACCCUCCACCUGAAGAUCUCCUGCCCGUCAUCACCAGCCAUGCCAAUGGGGCGAGGGAUGGCCUGCCCUGUCCCACAGGUCAAGAUAGAGAUGGAGUCUGACGACGACUCAGACAUGGACCAACACCGGCCACGAGACAUGAGCAGCGAGACGACGUUAUGAAUUUUGGAUGCUUAAGCUGUGGUUCAGAGCCUCAGCUUGCCCACGGACAGUAGGAGGUGUCCCGGACACCUUCACAAAACCCUCUUUUGAACGAGUGGGUUUCUGAUAAUUCAACUUGUACUGCCAUAUUAAUAAAUAUAAGUUUCCAUGUAUUGUAUUACUUCCUUUGAUGUAUAAUGGUGCACUAUUACUGCAAUAUAAUCAUUGUUUGGUACUGUCAUGUCGGCCUCAUGUGCGUACAGCGUUAUGAUAACAGGCCAACUUGCCCCUCACAACUACAGAUGUAUUUAACUCGCGUAUAUAUUUACAUAAUAUUGUAAAGUUACCAAUUUAUUUUCAAUAGUUUUACUGUAUUAUUAUGGUGUGUUUUCAAAAGCUGUGGUGCAUCUCAAAUCACUCAGAACUAGCUCUCCUUUGACCAUGCCCCAAGCUCCUAAGUGGAACAUUCUCACAUUGGGACAUUUACCUGGAACAAAAAGAAACAACCAAACGACUUGAUGUUCUUAUUGUUUUAUUAAGCAAGUUAUCCAGUUCAGGUUUCGCUAAAACUGUAUGAGAAAUGAACAACUGUGAACAAGUGUGUCAAAAAUGUCCACCUGUCCACCUUAAAGAUUUAUAACAUUAAAAAUACUGUAUUCUAACAUGCACGUUUUCUUGUAUCUUUAAAUAUGUCAAACCCUUUAUGGGACAGUCCCACCUUACUACCAUGAAAACUGAUUAUAUCGAGUACAAUGGCCUAGAACAGUGGUUCUCAAGGUGC
Messenger RNA from Phyllopteryx taeniolatus (common seadragon), 4268 nucleotides. RefSeq names its product solute carrier family 4 member 5a (gene slc4a5a). The record is from RefSeq and is a predicted model, not a curated record. Gene Ontology annotation, molecular function: solute:inorganic anion antiporter activity; sodium:bicarbonate symporter activity; monoatomic anion transmembrane transporter activity. The transcript has 26 exons. Lineage: Eukaryota; Metazoa; Chordata; Actinopteri; Syngnathiformes; Syngnathidae. Gene Ontology annotation, biological process: monoatomic anion transport; regulation of intracellular pH; transmembrane transport. Bases 92 to 3508 code for a protein of 1138 amino acids. Gene Ontology annotation, cellular component: plasma membrane.